Striga asiatica is the source of this 984-nucleotide messenger RNA. NCBI's taxonomy places the organism in Eukaryota, Viridiplantae, Streptophyta, Magnoliopsida, Lamiales, Orobanchaceae. The record is from the annotation of a GenBank genome assembly.
ACAACAUCUAAAUCCCCGCCAGCGUGGCGAUCCGCUCCUUCAACUGCCAGCCAAUCACACUCCAUUUACGAUUUCCUAUAUAAAUAUACACAGUUUCAACAUCGCACUCAAAAGACUAGGGUUUCGUUGUCAAUCACCAUUUGCGCAGCCGGAAAAUGAGCUCCAACGCGUCGACGAAAGGCGGCAGGGGCAAGCCCAAGUCUUCUAAAUCCGUUUCCCGAUCGUCCAAGGCCGGACUGCAAUUCCCGGUCGGGAGAAUCGCGCGUUUUCUGAAGACUGGAAAGUACGCCGAGCGUGUCGGCGCCGGCGCUCCUGUUUACCUUUCCGCCGUCCUCGAAUACUUGGCGGCUGAGGUAUUGGAGCUUGCGGGGAAUGCAGCAAGGGACAACAAGAAGAAUAGGAUUGUACCCAGGCACAUACAAUUAGCAGUGAGGAAUGAUGAAGAAUUGAGCAAGUUGCUGGGCCAUGUGACAAUUGCAAAUGGUGGUGUGUUGCCAAAUAUUCACCAGACAUUGUUGCCCAAGAAAACUGGGGGUAAGGGGGACAAAGAAAUUGGGUCUGCAUCACAAGAGUUUUAGGCCUUUUGAUAUGUAAGGAAACUGGUGGUAAUUGGCUCUGCAUCACAAGAGUUCUAGGCCUUUUGCAAUCAUUUGAUGGGAUAUGAUGAAAACUUUUUAAUUGAACCUCAGUUAUGAGUUGAGUAUGAAUAUAAUAUAUAGUGGCAUGUUUGUGUUAUUAAUUUAUGAAGGUUUCAACAGUGUUGAGACUGUGACUGGUUCGGGUGAGUUGUUUGGAUGGAGUAGCAAGGGACCUAAUGAAAACCUAAUCGAUUGGUUUCAACCCGGUUGAUCUCGGUAUUUAUAUGGUUGCAGAGAAAAAAAUAAAAUAAAUAGAAAUAAUCUAACUUACGCUUAAAAUGUUUGUUUUGCUUUGUUGUUUUAUUCUAUUUUUUAAUUAUUCCAUGAAUUAUAAUUGAAUAUUUUC